AUGGCGGCAGGUUUUCGAGUGAUCUCAACAACUACAAUCCAAGCAGGAAGAUGCGUUAAUCAUGAAGAUCCACCCAAAAAAAUCGACCUCAAUCCAUGGGGUCUUCGGUUUCUGCUCUAUGAUUAUGCUCAAAAGGGUGUUCUUUUCCACAAACCUCCCAUAUUAUCACCGUCAAACCACACACGGACACUGAUACAGCACCUUAAGGACUCGUUUUCUUCAACCCUUGACUUCUUCUUGCCCCUCGCCGGCCGCCUUGCCAUCGUCCGCCACGGCGAUGAUGGCACCUCCUCCGUCUUCAUCACUUGCAACAAUGCCGGAGCAAGCUUUGUUCAUGCUAUUGCCGAGAACACGACGAUUGCUGACAUUCUUGAACCCGUUUAUGUUCCUCCGGUUGUCCAAUCCUUCUUCCCACAAAGUAAUUCCAAAACCUUCGAAGGGACUCGGAUCCCAUUACUGGCUGCUCAAGUUACAGAGCUUGUGGAUGGCAUCUUCAUUGCUUGCUCAAUAAACCAUUGUAUUGCUGAUAUGAAGACGGUAUUGUUUUUCUUGAAUACGUGGGCUAAGAUCUCCCGAGAUGGUUUAAACCUCAUGGAUUCAAAAUCGAAUGGUUUAAACCACAUAGAUUCAAAUUCUAAUGUCGCUUCAUUCGAACAAUGGUUUCCUCAUGGGAAUAUCAAACGACCUUUAAGAAUCCCAUUCAGGGAAGCAAUGGAGAAUUAUAGUAAGCAGUACACUCAGCCACCUCCAUUCCCCAAGAGGAUCUUCCACUUCAAAAGGGAAAAAAUCGCUGAACUCAAAGCUAAAGCUAAAUCAGAGGUCGAGGAUGGUGUCAUCAAGAACAGAAUCUCUUCGCUACAGGCUGUUAUCGGCCAUAUUUGGGGGUCUGUGAUCAGAAACCAGCAUCUUGAUCCAGAGGAAGACGUAACUUACAGAUUCGUUGCGACUUCGGAAUCGAGAGUCUCUCACCCACCAAUACCAGACAACUACGUCGGGAACACUGUGCAAUUCACGCGUCUGACGAUGAAAGUAAGGGAUCUGUUGGGAGAUGGAGGACAUGGGAAGUUUGUUUCGCAGAUGAACAAGAUCGUCUCAUCAUACACACAAGAAAAGAUCAAGAGGGAGUUUGAAGAUUGGGUACAAAAUCCAACAAUAAGUUUUCAGAGUGGCACAAUUGGGAAUGUUUUGGCAACCGGAAGCUCCACCAGGACCAACUUCUACACGGUUGAUUUCGGCUGGGGACGGCCGGCGGUGGUUCGAAGCAGCAUCGCCAAUACAAAUGUAUGGAAGCUGAUGACUGAUGUGGGAGCAGAAGAAGGUAGCUUUGACAUUGAGGUGAACGCUUCUUAUGAGAUUCUGGAAGCUCUAGGAAGGGACCCUGAGUUCAUGAGUAUGGUGGAUUAGGGUUCUCCGGUGAAUCAACCAGCGCACGAGGUCGACGAUACUAUGAUGGAAAGGUGAAGGAGCGAUUGAUGAAACGUUUGUU
This is a messenger RNA of Neltuma alba, 1486 nucleotides long. RefSeq lists its product as uncharacterized. The record is from RefSeq and is a predicted model, not a curated record. Bases 1 to 1404 code for a protein of 467 amino acids. The transcript has a single exon. Lineage: Eukaryota; Viridiplantae; Streptophyta; Magnoliopsida; Fabales; Fabaceae.